Schistocerca piceifrons (Central American locust) is the source of this 1913-nucleotide messenger RNA. RefSeq lists its product as uncharacterized. The record is from RefSeq and is a predicted model, not a curated record. The transcript has 12 exons. NCBI's taxonomy places the organism in Eukaryota, Metazoa, Arthropoda, Insecta, Orthoptera, Acrididae. Bases 462 to 1913 code for a protein of 483 amino acids.
CAAUUUGUUCCAGACACCGUAAGCGGCGUCGAUACGUUGCAGAGACCUCAGUCUUAAAGUUUUGUUAAGCGUUCGUUCGUGACUUGUGUGCCGAGGUAACGGGCGAGGCUUUAGUGGGAAGCAAACAAACUGCAGAAGAGGGGGAACGCGUGCGACAAGUUUGCAUCUGCGCCUGCGAACACUUGUUGCACAUUGCUCACAAGCUGGAGCGAAUAGUUCCGAAACUCAAGUCACGAUGAUUGUGUUAUGAGCGUUUUCUCCCGGCAGAUAACUAUUUCGUGAUAAGUGCUUGUGUGAAAUGUGCUGACAAAGGAGUGUGUCGAACGAAACUUAGAACAAGGCGCCAGUUCCUUAUAAAUUAUCUACACAAUGCGUCGAGACUGAUCUGCAAGAAGACAACGCCAAGUCAACACUGCGUCUUCAAAGUCCAUGUCAAAAGAUGCUUGUUUAGCGUACGCACGAUGACGACAGGCCCAGCCCCGUCGACGGGACCGCUGAGCUACAGUGGCGAGGUGGAGGGGCUGAAGACGCACAUCUCGACGGCUUUUGGUGGGGUGCUGCACCGAGCCGCCAGUAACCAGCUCGAGAGGGGACUCGACCCAGGUGGGUCGACCCACCUCACCGGCCUAAAACGACUGACGCCGGGCCAGCGGCGGGAGCGGACGGCACACGACCCCGCGCCCACCCACGCGUCCGAGGCCUCGACGAAAGGCCGAGGGCGGCGCGCGGGCGACCCGGAGCCGGGCAGACGGGUGCGGCAGGAGGCGACGUCGGAACGGCCCCGCUCGUACCUGGCUCUGCUUCGCGCGGCCGUGGCCGCCGUCACGAAGUCCGACUCUUGCCGCUACACCUGUUUCUACUGCGAGAGCCGGUUCAAAUACAUGGGAACUCGGAGCACACACAUGGAGCGCGUGCACAAGAACCAGAUCAUCUCAUCCAAGUCGAAGUGGAGCUCAGAGCAGGCAGAACUGAGGCAUUACCCAGAUGAUGCGUCCACCGGCGAAGACUCUCACCACAGUGAGUGCCUCUCCUCUAAUUUCUCCAAGUCGGUGCCUUCGGUGGCACGGACUCGGACCUCAGAAUAUCCCGGCAUACCUGAUGGCCGGCAGAAGACGUCCAGAGCGGGAGUGGUGGGUGUUGUCAGUGGCUCAUUCGAGACGGGCGCAGCCACCGAGGCCUUGCAGCUGGGCACGUCUGCCGAGUCACCGCGUGAGCUGGCCCGGCCGCACCGCGCCGCACUGCCGGCGGAUAGGGACGCACUGACGGCACACGGCACAGAGGACUACCCGGCCAGCGUGGCGACGACCAGUUCGGACACGCCUAUGGAACAGAUGGACUACAGUGACGAGGCAGAAGGGCUGAAGACGCACAUCUCGACGGCUUUCAGUGGGCUGCUGGACCGAGCCCUCAGCAGUCACCUCGAGAGGGGACUCAGCCCAGGAAAAUUACUCUACGCCACAACGCCCGACGCGGAGACCGUAAAGCGGAAAGCGAUGGCGGCACUGCACGAACUCGGCGUGCAACGCUGCAGGUGCUGCAGAGGGUCGCAGACCGACCAGGAGACGCGGUCCCCGCAUUCGCUGGCGCCUCCGUCCGGCAGCGAGGGAACUGCCGGACCGGAAGAGGGAGCCGCCUCCGGCUCACCACUGGUGGAAACUGACCAACUCGCACCUCCGAAGUGGGAGAUCCAGCAAGUGUGCGUUAAAGAAGAAACUCCGACUGAACCACUUGCUGAUGAUCCAGUUUCCAUUUCUGAUGUGCAGAUCAUUAAGGGAGAGGUUCUUGAAGAUCCAGCAGCAGACUCGGGGUUCAGUGUAUUUAUUAAAGAGGAUCCAGACUUAGAUUUAGGUGUGGAUGCAACUGACAAUAAAGAGGCAGCCACAAGCGGAUACACUUCAGAUAUUACAUGGUAA